AUAUAAUCAGACAUCGCUCCGCCAGAGCAGCAAAAGACAACAGACAACUGAGUUAUGAACAUCUUCUCUGAAGACACUGUGAAAUUUGCUGACCACCUCUUCAACAUGGUCCACGGCGGCGCUGGCCAAAAGGGGUCACACAGGUGUGGGUGGGCAUGCCUGGGUCCAUUGACCUUCCAUGCCCAGGCAGUGGGAGCCCAGGUCACCUUGAGCAAGGGGGGGCUGCUAGCAGAGAGGAGUGGCCAAAAGUUCAACAAUGGCCUGGUGUUCAGCAGCCGCCCGGUGAAGGUGAACGAAAGGCUUCGUCUGAGAGUGGAGAGAAAAGUGCAGGGCUGGCACGGAGCCCUGCGUGUGGGCUUCACCACCGUGCCACCCACCGAGAGAUGUCUGCCUCUGCCCUCCAUGGCCAUUCCCAACCUCACUGAGACCGCUGGGCACUGGGCUGCACCCAUACCUGAGGAGUACUGCCGAGAAGGCUCAGAGCAGGAGUUCUGGGUCUCUGAAUGUGGGAACAUCUACUUCUCCAGCAACGGCGGCAGACGGGUCAAACUGCAGUCUGGGGUGGACCUCAGCGAACCCCUGUGGGCCAUGAUAGAUAUCUAUGGACAGACACUCUCCGUUCUGCUUCUAGGAUCUGAAAGAAAAACAUUGAUGGGCACCAGAAAUUCCUGCCCCAUUCCAAGCCACCUCCUUGCACCUCACGUCAACACCUGCCACAAUUUGAACCAUGUUUCCAGUUCAUGGUCUCGCCCAGGAAGCCUCGAUGAGACCAGUGACAAUCUCCUGUCAUCUCAUCUCAUCCAUCCAGCCAUGAGAUCCUCACUAGACUCAGAGGCGGUAGAUGACUGCGUGGCGUGUAUGGAAGUGGACGCCAGCGUCACUCUGCUUUGUGGCCACCGGUGUUUAUGCCUCAACUGUGCCACCAGAGUCAUCCAGGAGAUCGGCACCUGCCCGCUGUGUCGGGGGGAUAUCUGACGUUCACCAGUGGAAGGAGAGAGGAGGGGGAUCCCCAGGGCGCCCCGGGACACGUGACCACCCUGGACACAAGCUGCUGACUGACUGUGAUCAACAAACACUGUGAAGAAACAACAAACUUUGUAAAUAUGUGAAUAUUGUAUCCUAACUGCACAUGAUCUCCAAGUGAAUGAUUUUUUUUCAAUUCGCAAAAGAUUGUAUGAAAUCACAUCAUGCACUGCACUCAGCUGUAGCACACAUGCACUUUGAUUUGAUGAGGAUAAAAUCAAGCAUUUUUUCUUCUUUGGUGAGGACAAUCUAUCAUCUAUAACUGAGAUUAGCAUCAGCAAACAAGAAAGUGCCAUUUAAGUAAAACGUGUCACCCGUAGAUUCUCACCCUCCAGAGUCUGGAGUGACCUGUCUGAGGAUCUCUAGCUAAUUCAAUCAGUACCAUCCUUAUCUUGUAAGUCAGGUAUUUCUAUGGCAUUCUUGUUGUUACUUGUGCUCAUUUAUUUUAGGAACAUGAUUACUGUAUUUUAUUUGAUUGCUGAAGCACUUUAAUCUCUUUUGAAAAGAGCUAUGUACAUUAUGCUUAUGUAAUUAUUCUUA
Myripristis murdjan (pinecone soldierfish) is the source of this 1563-nucleotide messenger RNA. RefSeq names its product E3 ubiquitin-protein ligase NEURL3. Gene Ontology annotation, cellular component: early endosome. The record is from RefSeq and is a predicted model, not a curated record. Gene Ontology annotation, biological process: ubiquitin-dependent endocytosis. Gene Ontology annotation, molecular function: ubiquitin protein ligase activity. Lineage: Eukaryota; Metazoa; Chordata; Actinopteri; Holocentriformes; Holocentridae. Bases 55 to 975 code for a protein of 306 amino acids. The transcript has 4 exons.